Molecule: messenger RNA, 3354 nt
Organism: Entamoeba dispar SAW760
Lineage: Eukaryota; Evosea; Mastigamoebida; Endamoebidae
Product: cation-transporting ATPase 13a1, putative
Exons: 1
Coding region: 1-3354 (1117 amino acids)
Biological process (GO): intracellular calcium ion homeostasis
Cellular component (GO): endoplasmic reticulum membrane
Molecular function (GO): ATP binding; P-type ion transporter activity; ATP hydrolysis activity
Source: RefSeq, a predicted model, not a curated record
AUGGAAUCUGGGUUGCUUCCUUUGUUAUAUACUAAAAAAGAAGCUAAAGCAACUCUAAUAGGAUAUCCUUUUUUUAUUGUUUAUAUUAUUGCUGCUGGACUUGGUAUUUGGAUUGAGGGAACAUUUGAAACAGCUUCUAUUGUAUUUUUAUGUGUUAGCGGAUUAAUUCAUGUACUGUUAUAUUUAAACACUGAAUGGUCACUUAGUUUUAACGUAAAGAUUAAUUUUAAUCAAGUUACAUCAAUAAGUGAAGCUACUCAUGUUUUUUUCGAACAUAAAACAGAAAAAGCAUUAUGCCCAAUUAAAAAAGGAGAACAUUAUACUUAUGUUUAUUUUAAUUUUAAAAAAUAUAUUUACAAUACAGAAGAUGGACUUUUUUAUCCAUUAGAAUAUCCUAAUAAAAUGACAUUAAAAGAAUAUAACUCUGCUGGUUGUUUGACAAAAUUAAAAGUUAAUGAAAAAGAUGAAUAUUAUGGUUUAAAUAAAUGUACAAUACCUGUUCCUACUUUUAUGGAUUUAUAUAAAGAACAAAUUAUGCAACCAUUUUUCAUAUUUCAGGUUGUUUGUAGUAUUUUAUGGAUGAUGGAUGAUAUGCCAAUGUUUGCUUUUAUGAUGCUAAUUAUGUUAUUUGUCUUUGAAGGAAUGACAACGUUAACCAGAUUAAAAAACUACGGUAAUUUUAAAGCUAUUGCAGCAAUGAAACCAACAACACAUACAGUUUAUAGAGAUGGAAUUAAAACACAAGUUGAUUGUGAUCAUAUAUAUCCUGGAGAUCUAUUAGUUAUUACUACAGGAAAAGCUAUUGCAGAUUGUGUUAUUGUUAAAGGAAUGUGUGUUGUAAAUGAGUCUAUAUUAACUGGUGAAAGUACACCACAUAUGAGAGAGGCGCUAUCAACAAUUAUUGACCCAAAUACAGAAAAUGAUAUUCUUGAUUUAAAUGUUCAUAAACAUCAUAUCAUCUUUGGAGGAACUGAAGUACUUCAAGACGAACAGUGUUUAGGAUAUGUUAUUCAUACAGGAUUCCAAACUGCUCAAGGAGAGUUAUUAAGAACUAUUAUAAGUUCAACUGAACGUAAAACAGCAAACAAUUUAGAAAGCUUAGUUGUUAUUUUAUUUUUAUUAGUUUUUGCAUUGAUAGCUGCUGGUUAUGUAUUUGUUGAUGGAAUUAACAAAGGAAAAUCAUUUUGGAAAUUAGUAUUGUCAUGUGUUUUAAUUAUAACUAACGUUGUACCACCAGAAUUACCUAUGGAAUUAACUAAUGCUAUUAACUAUUCUUUAAUUGCAUUAAAGAAACAAUUUAUCUUUUGUACUGAACCUUUUAGAAUUCCAUUUGCUGGAAUUGUUGAUAUUUGUGCAUUCGAUAAAACAGGAACCCUCACUUCUGAUGAAGUAUCAGUUGCGGGUAUUGCUGGAUUAAAAGAUGAUCCAUUUAAAUUAAGAAGUAGUGUUGAUGAAAUACCACAAGAAAUUGUUAAUGUUAUUGUUGCAUGUAAUUCGUUAUCUAAAAUGAAAGAUGGAAGUAUUAUAGGAGACCCAGCUGAAAAAGCAGCAUUAGAAUUUUCAAAAUGGAAUUUAACUUCUGAUGGAAGAUUUACUCCUUUAAAGAAAACUAAUAAACAAAUUCAACCAAUACAACGAUUCCCAUUUUCUUCAUUACUUAAAAGAAUGUCUGUUGUUGUUGCUAUUAAAGAUUUUAGUACUAACACCAAAACUAUUAUGGGAUUUGUUAAAGGAGCUCCAGAAAUGUUAAAAGGAAUGUUUAAAGAAAUACCACAUCACUACGACAAUGUUAAUAGGUUCUUUACAUUACAAGGGAUGAGAGUAUUAGCAUUUGGAUAUAAAGUUAUUAAUGGAGAAAAAAAUAAGUAUAUUAGAGAUGAUAUUGAAUCUGAUUUAGAAUUUGGUGGAUUUAUUUUAUUCUCAUCACCAAUUAAGAAAGAAAGUAAUGAAACAAUUAAACAAUUAAAAGAAAGUGGACAUAAUGUUGUUAUGAUUACAGGAGAUUCUAUUUUUACUGCUGCUCAUGUUGCAGAAGAAUUAAAAAUUACUAGUAAAGAUAAGGUAAUGCUAAUUAAAGAAAAAGAAAAAUGGGAAUGGACAGAUAUGGAAGGUCUUGAAAUUAGUCCAUUUGAUAUAAAACAAGUUAGUUCAGAAGUUAUGAAUCGAUACAUCUGUCUUAGUGGGGAAGCGCUUGCUCAUAUAAAAGAAGAAUGCUCAAAAGAAAUAAUUCAAACGAUUCUAUCAAAAACUAAAGUAUAUGCACGUGUUACACCUCAACAAAAAGAAGAAAUUAUAUUAUUAUUAAAAGAAAUGGGUAAUAUAGUGUUAAUGUGUGGAGAUGGAACAAAUGACGUUGGAGCAUUAAAACAUGCAGACGUAGGUAUUGCUGUUUUAAAUACAUUACCUAAUGAAAAAGAAAAGAGAGAAGCAGAAAUGAUAAAGUUGGGAAUUAUUCCAAUGCCAACCAAACCUACUCCUAAACCUCUCACCCCUGAAGAAAUCGAAAGAAGAAGAAGAAUGACUCCACAAGAAAGAAGUGAGUUCUUAAAAAAUGAAUUAAGAAAAGCAUUUGAAGGGUUACCAGAUGAUGAAUCAACUGUUGCUAAGUUUGGAGAUGCAUCUAUGGCUUCUCCAUUUUCAUGUAAAUCUAUUGAACUUACACCAGUUUUGUCAGUAUUAAAACAAGGAAGAUCUACAUUAGUAACUACUCAACAAAUGUUUAGAAUAUUAGCUUUGAAUUGUUUAAUUAGUGCAUAUGAUUUAAGUGUAUUAAAAAUUGAAGGAGUUAAGAACAGUGAUGUACAAAUGACUGUAACAGGAAUAUUAUUAUCUGUAUGUUUCUUAAUGUUAUCAAAUACUCAACCAUUAGAUAAACUUAGUAAACAUCAUCCGACAAAAACUAUAUUUGCACCGUUCCACGUAUUGUCUGUAAUUUCACAAGUAGUUAUUCACUUUAUAGUUAUUCAACUUGCAUUAAAAUGGGGUAAAGAAGCUGCUGGUCCUGAUUAUAAAAUACCUGAAGAAGAUGCUGAAUUUAAACCAACAUUAGUUAAUAGUAUUAUCUUUAUUGUGUCUAAUAUUAUUAACGUUACAGUUUUUGUUGUCAAUUAUGUUGGAGAACCUUAUCGAAAGAAUAUCACAGAAUAUAAACCAUUGAUGUAUUGUCUUUUAAUAGUCUUUGGACUAACAAUCAUUCUUUCCUUUGAAAUUAUACCAGAACUUAAUGAAUUAUUCUCAUUAGUUUCAUUCCCAUCAGAUGAAUUAAAGUACCGAAUUAUUGGAUUAAUUGUUGCUGAUAUUGGAAUUUCAUUUGGAGUUGAACGAAUGUUAAGAAUUUUGUGCAAAUUCAAUUAA